GGGGGCCAUUUUGUGAAGAAGCGAAGGCUGAGCGGUUGCGGCCGCGUUGCGGACCUCGAGCAGCAGUCGGCUUCUCGGCGUAGAACUCGGGAGUAGGAGAUUCAGAAUCGAAUCUCUUCUCCCUUCCCCCUCCUGUUUUUCAGCUUUGUGAAGCACCUUACCAUCAAAGACAAUGGCCAGCAAUGUUACCAACAAGACGGAUCCUCGCUCCAUGAACUCCCGUGUAUUCAUUGGGAAUCUCAAUACUCUUGUGGUCAAGAAAUCUGAUGUGGAGGCAAUCUUCUCGAAAUAUGGCAAAAUCGUGGGUUGCUCUGUUCAUAAGGGUUUUGCCUUCGUUCAGUAUGUUAAUGAGAGAAAUGCCCGGGCUGCUGUGGCAGGAGAGGAUGGCAGAAUGAUUGCUGGCCAGGUUUUAGAUAUUAAUCUGGCCGCAGAGCCAAAAGUGAACCGAGGAAAAGCAGGUGUGAAACGAUCUGCAGCGGAGAUGUACGGCUCCUCUUUUGACUUGGACUAUGACUUUCAACGGGAUUAUUAUGACAGGAUGUACAGUUACCCAGCACGGGUUCCUCCUCCUCCUCCUAUUGCUCGGGCUGUAGUGCCCUCAAAACGCCAGCGUGUAUCAGGAAACACCUCACGAAGGGGCAAAAGUGGCUUCAAUUCUAAGAGUGGACAGCGGGGAUCUUCUAAGUCUGGAAAGUUGAAAGGAGAUGACCUUCAGGCCAUUAAGAAGGAGUUGACUCAGAUAAAACAAAAAGUGGAUUCUCUACUGGAAAACCUGGAAAAAAUCGAAAAGGAACAGAGCAAACAAGGAGUAGAGAUGAAGAAUGAUAAGUCAGAAGAGGAGCAGAGCAGCAGCUCCCUGAAGAAAGAUGAGACUAAUGUGAAGAUGGAGUCUGAGGGGGGUGCAGAGGACUCUGCUGAGGAGGGGGACCUACUGGAUGAUGAUGAUAAUGAAGAUCGGGGGGAUGACCAGCUGGAGUUGAUCAAGGAUGAUGAAAAAGAGGCUGAGGAAGGAGAGGAUGACAGAGACAGCGCCAAUGGCGAGGAUGACUCUUAAGCACAUAGUGGGGUUUAGAAAUCUUGUCCCAUUAUUUCUUUACCUAGGCGCUUGUCUAAGAUCAAAAUUUUCACCAGAUCCUCUCCCCUAGUAUCUUCAGCACAUGCUCACUGUUGUCCCCAUCCUUGUCCUUCCCAUGUUCAUUAAUUCACAUUGCCCUGCGCCUAGUCCCGUUUUCACUUCCUUUGAUGCUCCUAGUAGUUAUGUUAAGUCUUACCCUGUAAUUUUUGCUUUUAAUUUUGAUACCUCUUUAUGACUUAACAAUAAAAAGUAUGUAUGGUUUUUAUCAACUGUCUCCAAAAUAAUCUCUUGUUAUGCAGGGAGUACAGUUCUUUCCAUUCAUACAUAAGUUCAGUAGUUGCUUCCCUAACUACAAAGGCAGUCUCAUUAGUUGAGUAGCACCUGAGAACAGCUUUGAAUUAGAGGUAUGCGUGUUAUACCCCACAUAAGAGCGCUGUGUGGGGCUGUUCAACACAAAUGUAAUAAUGUAUUUUUGUGAAUGAGAGUUGGCAUGUCAAAUGGAUCCUCUAGAAAAAUAACUAGUGUAAUAGUCUUAAGAUUUGUUUUCUAAAGUUGAUACUGUGGGUUAUUUUUGUGAAUAGCCUGAUGUUUGGGACCUUUUUUUCUCAAAAUAAACAAGUCCUUAUUAAACCAGGAAUUUGGAGAAAAAA
This is a messenger RNA of Lipotes vexillifer (Yangtze River dolphin), 1725 nucleotides long. It is a transcript of the gene HNRNPC, whose product is annotated as heterogeneous nuclear ribonucleoprotein C. The transcript has 8 exons. Gene Ontology annotation, molecular function: RNA binding. The record is from RefSeq and is a predicted model, not a curated record. Gene Ontology annotation, cellular component: nucleus. The coding region runs from base 173 to 1054 and encodes 293 amino acids. Lineage: Eukaryota; Metazoa; Chordata; Mammalia; Artiodactyla; Lipotidae.